Lottia gigantea (owl limpet) is the source of this 1397-nucleotide messenger RNA. RefSeq lists its product as hypothetical. The coding region runs from base 81 to 740 and encodes 219 amino acids. Gene Ontology annotation, molecular function: transcription coregulator activity. Gene Ontology annotation, biological process: regulation of transcription by RNA polymerase II. The transcript is spliced from 3 exons. NCBI's taxonomy places the organism in Eukaryota, Metazoa, Mollusca, Gastropoda, Lottiidae. Gene Ontology annotation, cellular component: mediator complex; core mediator complex. The record is from RefSeq and is a predicted model, not a curated record.
AAAUAAAAAAAAGAUAGAAAUAAUUUUUAUUUACUUUUGGCCUAGAUCUAAUUAAGCUUACUGUAGUAAGAACCAAGAAUAUGACAGAUAAUCAAGGUCAAGGUGUGAGUGCUUUCCCUUCGCCUCCCAUGCAGUAUAUUAAUGUUUAUACUGAUGAAAAUAUUAAAAGAGGCAGGGCACCAUUGCCACCCCCUCCAAUCUCUGAUAAUUAUAUGAUGUUUGGUGCUCAGUUUACUGCAGAUGAUGCUAUUAUUAGACCAUUGGAAGCUUCAAACUGUCGACGUUUGUAUCCAAACAAUUAUGAUCGGAAACGAGAAUUAAAAAAAAUCAACCAUUCCAUACUCAUCAAUUUUCUUGAUUUAUUGGAAGUUUUAAUUCAAUCCCCAGAAUCAUCCAAAAGACAAGAAAAAAUUGAGGAUAUGCAGAUUCUGUUUAUUAAUAUGCAUCAUUUAAUCAAUGAAUUUCGUCCUCAUCAAGCUCGUGAAACACUCAGGGUGAUGAUGGAAAUUCAGAAAAAGAAAAGAUUAGAAAUUGCAGACUGUUUCCAAAAGCAUUUAGAUAAAGUCAAAGAACUUAUUGAAGGAUCAGUGAAUGCUUUACCAGAAGAUAUGGAUUCCAAAGUUUUAGUAACUAGUGAACUGUUACAAACUAAGGUUGUAAAAGCGGAACCUCAGUCCUCAUAUGAAAAUUGUGACCGUUUGGAUGAAAUGAUGACAGACAUAGUAGAUGGUAUGAGUUAGUGAUACAAAACUUGAUAUCAAAAAGGGUUUUAGCAUAUGUUUUGAUCUGGAUGUCUGUGUGCGGAAAAAAUGGGCACUGAUGACAAGACAGGCAAAUAUUGUUUUGCCAUAUUGGUAAAUGAGGAGUCUUAUAUCAACUUUUGUAUAUACAGUCAAGUAGCCUAAUUUCUUGCUAACAUAUUUUUCGUGCAUCUCCGGAAAUGAUUAGUAAUUUACAUGUGCAACCUUGCAAGACCUCUGCAUUUGCUUGUUUUGAUAAACAUGGGUUAUCUCUACAAUAUCAGCUAGUAGAAUGAAUCCGGUAAUUUCAUGCAAGGUAAAAUGUAUUAUUAUUGAUAAAUACAAAAUAGAGGGUUUCAGUUAUUACCAAACGUCACAAUUUUUUAUUGGCCGAAAUUCCUUAUAAUCCUUUGCUGUAAUCAAAAUUCCAAGUGUCAUCUGCUAGAAUGCAGUCCAACGAAUGAAGUCAUGUGAUCAACUAGCGGAUUCUGUGUCAAUGGUUCUACACAAUGUGGGCCAUAUUCUUAUGUUGUUUCCAUGACUUUUAGCAAUAAAUCACGCUACUUAUCAUAUUUUGUCAGUCACUAUUUUUUUUUAAAAUCAUCGUUCUUUGAAGGAAUUGUCAUUAGUUAUAAUGAAAUAUUAUUAAAGAUAAAU